This is a messenger RNA of Scleropages formosus (Asian bonytongue), 3090 nucleotides long. It is a transcript of the gene hrasa, whose product is annotated as HRas proto-oncogene, GTPase a. Gene Ontology annotation, molecular function: GTPase activity; GTP binding. The record is from RefSeq and is a predicted model, not a curated record. The transcript has 6 exons. NCBI's taxonomy places the organism in Eukaryota, Metazoa, Chordata, Actinopteri, Osteoglossiformes, Osteoglossidae. Gene Ontology annotation, biological process: signal transduction. Gene Ontology annotation, cellular component: membrane. The coding region runs from base 297 to 866 and encodes 189 amino acids.
UGGGCGUGGGCUGCGGCGCGCUCCCUUCUGCCUUUUCCCUUCUGUCUUCCUUUCUCUCGCACAUUGUUCGGUGGCUCCCCACCCCGCGGACGGUUAACCGAUCAAAGAGCCCGGAGCCGGGAAGAGAUCGGGGCGGAACCGGGGGCUCGAGUCGGAGGAACGGGAGCGAGAAGGAAGGAGAGGAUCGACACAGACAGAGUCAUUCGUAACGCUGGAUUUUUACUGUCCGAUUAUACCGCCGGACUACGCACCGGGUCACCGCGAGAGAUUCCCUGGUCCAAACGAGAGCGGGCAAGAUGACGGAAUACAAGCUGGUGGUGGUGGGGGCCGGAGGCGUGGGCAAGAGCGCUCUCACCAUCCAGCUCAUCCAGAACCACUUUGUGGAUGAGUACGACCCCACCAUUGAGGACUCCUACAGGAAGCAGGUGGUGAUUGACGGGGAGACGUGUCUACUGGACAUUCUGGACACAGCGGGUCAGGAGGAGUACAGCGCCAUGCGGGACCAGUACAUGAGGACAGGGGAGGGCUUCCUCUGCGUCUUCGCCAUCAACAACACCAAGUCCUUUGAGGACAUUCACCAGUACAGGGAACAGAUCAAGCGAGUGAAGGACUCGGAUGAUGUGCCCAUGGUACUGGUGGGAAACAAGUGUGACCUACCAGCGCGUACAGUGGACACGCGGCAGGCCCAGGAACUGGCACGCAGCUACGGCAUCCCCUUCAUCGAGACCUCCGCUAAGACCCGCCAGGGAGUGGAGGAUGCCUUCUACACGCUCGUCCGUGAGAUCCGGCAGCACAAGCUACGGAAGCUGAACCCGCCGGAUGAGAGUGGCCAGGACUGCCUCAACUGCCGCUGUGUGGUGUCAUGACCCUGCUCAAAGGAUGGGGAGCGGAGCACAUUUUUGAAGCCAUGCAGCAGAAAGGACUUGAAGGAUUUUCAGGGCGGAAAGCAAAAGGACAAAAAAAAAAAAAAAAAAGACAAAAAAAAAAAAACAACAAAGCUGUGCAAGACAAGCAAGGUGUGACCCUGAGUGACCUUGGGUUGGGGCUGGGGAUUGAGGGAGGUUUGCUCUGUCAAGAUACCCUCCUCCCCCCAUUUGAGUCCUGUCUGGCACCUCUACUAGUGACUCCUUUCCAGGGCGCUAUCUCUGGACAAGUUCGGGAGCUUUUGCCUACGACAAUAACUUAUAACAUUGCAGUCACAACACUGGCGAACGUCUGUCCCACCCACAGCACUCCGUUAGAGAGACGUGGGCCACUGCGGUCUCUCUGACAGCCUCAAGUCUCCGCAAACAGUCAACCGUCACCUCGAAACGGUCAAAAACAGGGUGGAGGGGCUCAAUGGAAUCAGGUGGCCCCCUUGGGUGUUCUUUGUAGUUUAUUCUUAGCAGAAAAGUAGUUUCUCUUGGUGACCCCACCCACCACGUGCGGCGGAGCACGUUUCUCGCGGGCGUGCCGUGGCGCGUAGCGGCGACUCCGAUGCCGGCGGACGAGCGAGAAAGCGAGCGAACGAGGAUGAUGCGGCGCCUCGCGAUUUUGAGUCUGCGCACCGCGGGAGGCCGGAGAACACCCGAGGCUGUACGCGUGUGUCAGCGGCGCCGUUGGCCGUUUGCGGAGGAGCAGAGACGCCCUUUAGGAAGACGGGCCCGCGGCCCUCUUUUCGGCGGCGUCCUCAAGCGUGGGAUUUCUCAGCGUUAUUUUAAAAUCUUCUCGUCUGCUCGUUUUUCUCAUUCUUCAGAAUUUCUGCUUUAUUUCUCGGUAAUGUUAGGGAACGGAACGGCACAGAACCGGGACGUACGGACAUUGGGACAUCGUCUGAUGCGACAGUUUCAUCUCUUGGAUUGUUUUUAAUCCCUUCCUUCUGCGUGACUUAGUUUAGUCUAUGGGAAAUAAUGUAUUUCCUGGAUAGUUUUUGGAAAUUGGUGGCUGCUUGGAGACUGUAUUUUAAAUUAUUAACAUGUCGGUCACCAGUGUGUUCUGUGAAAGAUCAGGAUUUAUGGGAGGAAUGAUGUGACAGGUUAUCUUGCAAAAUAACCGAUUGCAGCUCAGGCCUCAGUCCUCAUUUUGCAUCUUUUAACAAAGCUGGAGUCCGAGUUUAGCUCUAGUCGGCAGUUGCGUUUGUGAGUUGUGUCACUUUUCGCUCUUUUCGGAAUCCCUAAUGUGGGUCUGGAAUUAAGGAAUCCGUGGUAGGAGUAAUUCUCACCCACUUUCAGAGAUUGUGAAACACAAUGUGUCUUCCAUUCGCUGUAGAAAUGAUUUUUCCCUCAACCAGUUCGAAGAAGCUCCGUGGUUCAGUCGGGAUUUUUUUUUUUCUUUUCCAACUGGCCAAAAACAAAACAAAAACAAGUCUGAGCUGACUGACAAGUGUAUUUCAAUGAAGAUGACACCUUUUGGUUUCUGCAUUUAUUGCUAAUUGGUGACAGCACACAUUUUUCCUUCAGCUGCGUAUGGGAAUUGACUCAAGAUUUGCCUUAUGUAACAAAUUUAUUUUGACUUUUAAAAUUGAUGUUAAUGCUAUGAGUCCAACUCCCCAGAUUGCUCAAAGCUGAAUACUGCAGUUUUUUUUUUUUUUUUUUCUUUUUCUUUUGUACACAUCGGUAAGGCAAAGAAAAUCAUGUAUGGGUACUGAUUUAAUCUAGAUGAAUAUAAGAGACACAUUCUAACCUAAUGAAAAGCAAAAAAGAAAAAAAAAAAUCAGUAGCUUCCUACAUGUAACAGUAGUGAAGAAAUAAAUCAGGUGUGUGUGUGUGGUUUUCUCUGUACCACCCUAACAGUAAUCCCCAUAUACUCAACAUUGUUUUUUUUCAGCUUGCUGUGUCUGCAUAGUUCUCACAUGUCUAAAUGUAGCUUUAGUCCUUAAAGUGUCUCUUUCAGUAUGGUAAUUAUUCACCGAGCUCCUUCGCUGGGUGGCAGUGUACUGUAACCUGUGGAAAUCAGGAUCUGGAUUCGUUUUCCUUUUUAAAUCUCUCUCCAGACGUGCUACGUGUAAGCAUCUUACCUCCUCCUCAGUGCAACGCCAAGAUUACGUUCACCUUUUUUUAUUUCUGCUGUGAGGGGUUAGGGUUCUUCUUAACUUUCUGCUGCUACGGUUCG